GCCGAGGGGGAAGUUUCAACUGGCGGACCUGCCAUAAUAACCUUACCGUCGCGGGCACGCGCACACCCAGUAAAUAGUCUCCAAGGCACCAUUCCGAAAAUUUGACUUUACUGUUAUCGUAUUUAAAUCAUGUUUGAAUCCCCUUUAAAAUCAAAUGCACGGAACGCUUGGUCAGAGAGCCAGGAGGAGUUGAGCGAGACGGAACCGGUGUCGCCCGUGAGUAAAGGAAACCGUGGAAAGAAGAAGAAAAAGAGAAGGCAACAACCACAACAACAAAAAAACGAGAAACGCUCGGUCUCAGCUCCCCAGCUUUGCGCGGAGGAGUCGUUUGAUCGGGAAGAUGAACAGUCAGAGAAACGGUACACCGAUUACGACGAGCCGAUAGUGAGAGGGAUAUUUCAAAUAGGGAAGAAGAGUCACGACGUCCUUCUGACAUCGACGAGGGUUACAUGGAGUCUUAUUCAGCCAGAGACCCCUACAGGUCAGUCGGAAACUCUGAGGAGGACAGAGUACGUGGAGCUAAAGGAUGUGUUUGGAGUGAAGGUGAAGAGACGUCGUUCUGCGGGCCAGGAGACAGGGGGCACUCUCCUGGGCAUCACUCUGUUCCAGUGUAAGAAGAAGGGACCCAAGCUGAAGGACCAUGCCAUUCACUUCAACAACAUGAGCGUGGACCACUGUGAGAUCUGGUUCAAAAAACUUAAGGAGAUACUCAGUGGUUUCCAGAACAGGCCCAAGUCCCUGAAGGUGUUUGUGAACCCUGCCAGUCAUAAGAAAGAGGCCUACCAGAUCUACAGAGAUGAUGUGGCACCCCUCUUUCAGCUAGCAGACAUCAAAGCUGAUGUGACCAUCACUGAAAGAAAGGGCCACGCUCUCUCCGUUCUGAAGGAAUCCAACUUGGAUGGAUAUGAUGGGGUUGUGGUUGUCGGUGGGGAUGGCUCGGUGGCCGAGGUGGCCCAUGGGCUGUUGCUGCAGGCCCAGAUGGAGUCAGGCAGGGACACAGACUCCAUGUUCACGCCUGUCCGAGCAACACUUCCUCUAGGGCUAAUACCAGCAGGCUCCACUGACGUGGUGGCCUGUUCUGUCCAUGGCAUACGGCAUCCUGUUACUGCUGCAAUGCACAUCAUCAUGGGCCACCAUCAGGAGGUAGAUGUGUGUAGUUUCAGUUGUCUGGGUCGCCUUCUGCGUUUCGGCUUCUCUGCCAUGUUUGGUUUCGGCGGGCGGACGCUGGCCCUGGCAGAGAGGCAUCGCUGGAUGCCACCCGGGCAGAGACGGGAGUUUGCCGUGAUCAAAACGCUGGCAAACCUCAAGCCUGAAGACUGUGAGUUGUCCUAUCUUCCUGUGAAGAAAGUCCAGACUGAAACGCUGGAUCCAGUAAAAAAUGAGUACUUAAAGGACGACAUGGAAGAGGAAGAGUCGUGGACGACCACCCGGGGUCUGUUCCUCAACGUCAGCAUCAUGGCCAUCCCUUGUCUCUGCUCCAUGGCCCCCAGGGGCCUGGCCCCUAACACCAGUUCAGUUUCUCCUUCGUGGAGACGCAGACGGUGUGGGCUGUGAGGCUCCGCCCCCGCUCUCAGAGCAGCUGGUCUGAUGACAUCGCUGAGGACAAUGGAGAGUAUGACUCUAAGAACACGCCCAUCAUCUCCUCCGAGGGGGCCUUCCCCUGGAAUGUAGACGGAGACCUAUUGGAGGUGCCCUCAGAGCUGCUCAUCAGGUUACAUCCUCAACUCCUGACCCUGUUUGGAGUGGACAUCGAGGAGGCAGAGGAGGCACACAUCAAGUGCAGCUGCAUUUAACACUGUAUGUAGAGCGGAAUCGAUACCUUUUAAAGCUGUCUAAAGGGUGGAUGAGUCUAUACACAUACCAACCUCCACUGGCAUUGCCACAGAAUGUAACAUACAGUCUUUCCUACUGUGCUUUACAAGAAACUGUCUUCAGUGUAUAGACUGUCUACAGUUUAAACUAUCUACAAGAGAGGAGCUUUUACACACAACCUAAAACUAUGUAUGUAGCACAA
This is a messenger RNA of Salvelinus sp. IW2-2015, 2014 nucleotides long. The record is from RefSeq and is a predicted model, not a curated record. Lineage: Eukaryota; Metazoa; Chordata; Actinopteri; Salmoniformes; Salmonidae.